GGGGCGCCUUUUACGACGCGGCGGCCGCGGUGCGCUUGGCGGCCGGUGCGGAGGGAGCGCGGUGUGACCGGCGGCAGCGGGGCUGAGGGGACGCGCAGGCGGCGGCGUCGCCAUGUCGCACGGCCACAGCCACGGCGGGGGCGGCUGCCGCUGCGCCGCGGAGCGCGAGGAGCCGCCGGAGCAGCGCGGCCUGGCCUACGGCCUGUACCUGCGCAUCGACCUGGAGCGGCUGCAGUGCCUCAACGAGAGCCGCGAGGGCAGCGGCCGCGGCGUCUUCAAGCCGUGGGAGGAGCGGACCGACCGCUCCAAGUUUGUUGAAAGUGAUGCAGAUGAAGAGCUUCUGUUUAAUAUUCCAUUUACAGGCAACGUCAAGCUCAAAGGCAUCAUUAUAAUGGGAGAGGAUGAUGACUCACACCCCUCCGAGAUGAGACUGUAUAAGAACAUUCCACAGAUGUCCUUUGAUGACACGGACAGGGAGCCAGAUCAGACCUUUAGUUUGAACCGGGAUCCUACAGGAGAGUUAGAAUAUGCUACAAAAAUAUCUCGUUUUUCAAGUGUCUAUCAUCUCUCAAUUCAUAUUUCAAAAAACUUUGGAGCAGAUACCACAAAGGUCUUGUAUAUUGGCCUGAGAGGAGAAUGGACUGAGUUUCGUCGACAUGAGGUAACCAUCUGCAAUUAUGAAGCAUCGGCCAACCCAGCAGACCACAAGGUCCAUCAGGUUACCCCACAGACACACUUCAUUUCCUAGGGGCUGGCCAAGGCUCCCACAGAGGCCCUGUGUCAGUGAAGAUGUGUGACAGCCUAUUGGGAAGGACAGAGAUGGGGCUCCAGAGAGAGUUGACUGCCACAGCCUCUGCUAAGCUUUGUCCUUGGGCUACUGCAGAAACCUGGCCUGUGGAAGACACACCACCGGGAGGGCUGUGUGGGCGCCAGGGGGCAAUCAUGGUUCUCUAGGGCCCCGUAGAAAGGGGGUCUUGGUUUGGUCAGUAUCUGGCAGUCAUGGAUAAUGCCUGCCUUUCCAGUCAGUGUGGCCAUGGGAUUUCAAGUGUCUUACUUUGUGGCAGGAUUUUUUGUGUGACUUUUUUUUUUUAAUGGCAACUAUUCCUGGGUUGCAGUAAACUUUCUGAAGCCUCAGCAUUGUGUUCGUAUUAGCCAUCAGGAAGGUCUCCAACUAGAAAUACCUGUCCCUGCUUGCUCCUUCUCCCUGUCAUCAUUUAGCAUUCUUGUCAAGUUGCUCAGCUUGGAGUUGUCUGUCAUGCACUAGUGUGCCAUGGUUAUAGCUGGAAGAGCAGGCCUCUCCUGAGGAUGCUUAAUUAGUAGCUUGAGGAGAAGGUCUUCUUUCCUACUGCCUAGGUAAGCAGUCUGGGGAGAGCAUGGGCAUCGCAUUUCUAUGUUUGUGGGUAUCUGGUCCAGGUAAGAUUGGGCCUUAGGUAAGAUUCCCCUUGGGACAUCCUCAUUGUUUAUUAGCUUCUAGCUAGUGUUGUAAGGCAAGUGCCAGAAUUUGGAGAUCUCAGUUCUUGUCAUGGCUUUUUAUUCACUGUGACUAAUAAGCUUCCUAAUAAAUCCCUGCCAAACUUG
Molecule: messenger RNA, 1578 nt
Organism: Myotis daubentonii (Daubenton's bat)
Lineage: Eukaryota; Metazoa; Chordata; Mammalia; Chiroptera; Vespertilionidae
Gene: PITHD1
Product: PITH domain containing 1
Cellular component (GO): nucleus
Source: RefSeq, a predicted model, not a curated record